GAAGGUCGCUCGCUCGCUCGGCUCGUUUCGUCGCUCGAUGUUUCAUUCGAUCGCCAUUUUGUAGGAGAACUGUCUCAACUCGUGAUACUUUUGAUUCGAUACACGGCUAUAAUCGUUUCGAUUCAACUCAAUAUCUCUCUGAUUUUCGGCGGCAAACUGACUAUCAGUUUGAUAUCGAUUCAAUUAUGAAGAAAUGUUCUUCAGUGGUGUGGAGAUUUUUUGAGAGGCUUGAGGAAAACAAUAGAUGUGUUGCAGUGUUGUGUAAAUUAUGUGAAACUCAAUAUAAAUACUUUGGAAAUACGACGAAUCUUAGGGCUCACUUGAUAAACAAGCACCCUAUACAGUGGGAACUAUCGCACAAUGGAACAUUGGAUGAAUCCCAUUUCAAAAUAGAGGAUGAUGAUACAAAUCAAUCGUCGUCUACCCCUAAACGAAGGAAAUAUACGCCGAGGGCUCGCAAAGAUAAAAACGUACGUUAUUCAGUAUCAGUUAAUAAAGAAGAUUCAGCCGGAUCGAGUGCUAUGCCUAAAAUUGAAAUACAACGGGUUGAUGUGUUAGAAAACACAGAUUCAGACAUAGAACGGGAAGAAGGUAAUGAGGCAACAAUAAACUUGGUCAGACAAAUGCAUGCCGGGAACACAGACGAGGAAUGGUUGGAGGAGGAUCCAUACCAGAUCACACACAUUGAGACUUAUGAACCGAAAAGAAAGAAAAUGAAGUACAGGAAAAUAAAACGUGAAGUCGCCUCACCAACCGGGCUACCAGGCUUCUACGUUGCACCCAAAGCAGAGAAGACAGUUAUAUAUGAAGACACACAGAAAAAGGAUGAAUACUCUGUAUUUGGAGAGUAUGUAGCGAAUAAACUGAGAAAGUUUAAAACUCCUCGGACUAGGGGGAACUUACAGCAAUUGAUCACAACUAUUUUAUGGCAAGCCGAGUAUGGGUUGUAUGAUAAUGCGGAUGCUGUGAAGAGGGUACUGAUGUACUCAAUUCAGGCUCCGGAGCCUGAGCCCGCAGCUACGGUAGACUUUGAGACUCAAAUACAAGUACAAGAAGAAGUUGUUGAACAUAGAGAAGACCCUAUCCAAAGUAAUGAGGUGGAUACGGAAGUAUAGUAAUGGUAUAUUUUAUUUAGGUUAAUUUAAUGGUUACAGAAUAUUAUUAUUGUAAUAAAGCUUCCUUCCAAAUUCCAGUUUUAUAUUCAUUGAUAUGUAGUACAUAGAGUAUAAUACCCGGCUCAAAUGAUGGUUUAAUUUUGUUGUGGUUGUGAAAAGUUCACACAUUUCUUUUUUUAUAUUUGUUAACUUACCUUUCUGUGUUGUAUGUUUAAAAUGAAAUGAUGCACUAACAAUAAAAUAAGUUUCAAUCCUGGGAAAAUACUCAAUGUGUGGAUUUACCCCCCACCACAACUAAAUCUGGCCUUUGUUCUUGCUAGAAAUUAUACUCAAUAUUGCUUCCGGGAUUAUACAUGGACUGUAUAAUACUAAAAGAACUUUAAAUGAAUUAUUAUAAAAUUAUUUUAUAAACUA
Molecule: messenger RNA, 1529 nt
Organism: Spodoptera frugiperda (fall armyworm)
Lineage: Eukaryota; Metazoa; Arthropoda; Insecta; Lepidoptera; Noctuidae
Exons: 2
Coding region: 186-1115 (309 amino acids)
Molecular function (GO): DNA binding
Source: RefSeq, a predicted model, not a curated record